This is a messenger RNA of Macadamia integrifolia, 1053 nucleotides long. Its product is annotated as probable carboxylesterase 9. The transcript has a single exon. The record is from RefSeq and is a predicted model, not a curated record. Gene Ontology annotation, molecular function: hydrolase activity. The coding region runs from base 1 to 1053 and encodes 350 amino acids. NCBI's taxonomy places the organism in Eukaryota, Viridiplantae, Streptophyta, Magnoliopsida, Proteales, Proteaceae.
AUGGGCACGGAGGAGCAAGAUAGCUCAUACCCAAAUCUGGACGAACAAGAGCCGCUGAAGCAGCAUAGAGGCUCCCACAUUAAUCCUUAUGAGCAUUUACAGAUCCAACUCAACCCAGAUGGAAGUUUAACACGAUUAGCAGACCUUCCUACUCUAGAAGCUUCCAUGGACGACCCUUAUGGAGAUACCAGAAGCAUUCUCAGCAAAGACGUGACCCUUAACCCUGAAAAGAAAACCUGGCUUCGUAUCCUCCGCCCCAAGACGGACGAUCUCCAACCCGGGUUGCGCCUCCCUCUAGUCAUGUACUUCCACGGUGGUGGAUUCAUGUUCUCCACCGCCGGCACCGUCUUUUGCAACAACUUAUGCGAACGCGCUGCUCGAUUGGUUCCUUGCAUCGUCGUUUCCGUGAGCUACCGCCUUACGCCGGAGAAUCGUCUGCCGGCGGCGUAUGAAGACGCAGAUGAUGCGUUGAUGUGGUUGAAGCAACAGGCUAUGGACAACGAUGGUGGGGAGCCUUGGCUAAGGGAGAUAGCUGACUUUUCUCGUAUUUUAAUGUUUGGGUGGAACAGCGGUGCAAACAUAGCGUUCCACGCGAGGUUACGAGCGUUGGGUCUGGAUAUUGGACCACUUAAGAUACUCGGUGUGAUGAUGACCCAGCCUUUGUUUGGCGGGGAGGAGAGGACCCAUUCUGAUCUCAAAUACGCUGAUGAUCAGGUGUUGCCAUUGACGGUGAGUGAUCUGGUGUGGGAGUUGGCCCUUCCUUUGGGAGCCAAUAGGGAUCAUGAGUAUUGUAAUCCGUGGGCCAGCCCUGAGCUUAUUCAGAAGCUGAGGAAGAUGGGGAAGGUAUUGAUAAGAGGGUAUGGAGGGGAUGUGACCAUUGAUCGACAGAGAAAGUUGGUGGAGCUGCUGGUGAUUAAUGGAGCUAAUGUUGUGGCUCGCUUCGAUGAUGUGGGUUUUCAUGGCAUCGACCUCAUCGAUUCACGAAGGGCUGUCAUCACUCUCAAUUACUUGAAAGAUUUCAUUAAUUCUACUUCUUCCGAUGACUCCAAUUAA